Oncorhynchus tshawytscha (Chinook salmon) is the source of this 4221-nucleotide messenger RNA. RefSeq names its product AT-rich interactive domain-containing protein 5B. Bases 62 to 3463 code for a protein of 1133 amino acids. The transcript is spliced from 10 exons. Gene Ontology annotation, biological process: regulation of transcription by RNA polymerase II. NCBI's taxonomy places the organism in Eukaryota, Metazoa, Chordata, Actinopteri, Salmoniformes, Salmonidae. The record is from RefSeq and is a predicted model, not a curated record. Gene Ontology annotation, cellular component: nucleus. Gene Ontology annotation, molecular function: transcription cis-regulatory region binding.
AAUCCAUUCAAUCCAACAAGUUUGGAGAGCGUGUUGAGUUUAAUCAAUUCAGAACGUCGAGAUGGAGCCCAACUCACCGAAGUGGGUAGGCUCUUCUUGCGGUUUACACGGACCAUAUAUAUUCUACAAGGCGUUUAAAUUUCACCGGGACGGUAAACCAAGAAUUCUGUCCCUCGGAGACUUUUUCUUCGUGCGAUGUAAGCCUGGGGAUCCGAUUUGCAUAGCGGAGCUACAGCUGUUGUGGGAGGAAAGGACUACUAAGCAACUUUUAUCAAGCUCAAAACUUUAUUUCUUACCCGAAGAUACUCCCUCGGGAAGGACAGUUAGCCAUGGAGAGCAUGAGGUCAUUGCUGUGUCAGAGAAGGUGAUUGUUCGGUUGGAGGACCUGGUGAAGUGGACAGUCCCAGAGUUUUCGGAAUGGUCCCACGGGCUGCGGGCAGCGCCUCUGAAGCCCUCUGUCCUGAGGGAGCUGGGCACCAACGGACACAGAGAGGCCCUCCACAGAUACAGGGAGAGCACCUUCACCAGCGGCCUCAACUUCAGAGACAUCCAAAGGGAGAGGUCUCAACUGGGUCAGGAAGAUGACGGCAAGAAAGUGCUGGUGAUGAGCUACCCCCAGUACUGUCGUUACCGCUCGGUCCUGGCCCGGCUCAGAGAGCAGCCGUCUGCCCUGCUGACGGACCACACCGUGCUGGCUUUGGGCGGCAUCGCCUCCCAACACAACACCACACGCAUCCUCUACUGCAGGGACACCUUCGAACACCCCACCCUGCUGCAGAAUGAGAGUGUCUGCGAAGAGUUCGCCCCUAACCUGAAGGGUCGGCCACGGAAGAAGAAACUGUCAGUGUCCCAGCGAAGGGACUCCCAGGGCCACAGUCAGGGGCCUCAGGGACCCCAAGAACCCAGCACCCCAGAGAACAAGUCUCACACCAAGGUAAAACCUAACUGCAAGUUGACGGUUCCCACCAGAGGCACAAUGGCCAAACCCAGAAUCUGUAAACAGGCAUCUGUGGAGGAGAAGGUGGAGAGGGAGAAGAAGGAGGAGAAAGAAGAGGAUGAGGAAUCAUCAAAUGAGAGUCGGCCAGACGAGCAGGCCUUCCUAGUAGCCCUAUACAAGUACAUGAAAGACAGGGACACACCUAUCGAUAGGAUCCCCUUCCUGGGAUUUAAGCAGAUUAACCUUUGGACUAUGUUUCAAGCUGCUCAGAAACUCGGAGGAUAUGAGUUGAUCACAGUUCGCAGACAGUGGAAAAAUGUAUAUGAUGAGCUGGGUGGAAACCCAGGGAGCACAAGUGCCGCCACAUGCACACGAAGACACUACGAGAGGCUCCUCCUACCCUAUGAGAGGUACACCAAAGGAGAGAAGGACAAACCCCUCCCCUCAGCCAAACCCAAAAAACAGGAGCAUGGGGCCCAAGAGGGGGGUGCCAAACCCAAAGGGGUCACAGCAAAACGACCUAAAGGUGGACUAAACCAGAGACAGGUGGCCAGGAAGGAGAGAGAGAGCGACGACGCAGCAAAAAGCCAGGAGCUCUCACAGGUGUCUGAGGAGAAAGAGGAGAACCAGGAGCCUGCAGUGAUGAAGCAGGGUCCUCUUUCCAGAAAGGAGCCUGAAGAAGAGUUACAACACACCCUGAAGAAAGAGGAGACAUUGAGCCAGGAGGAAGUGUCCUGCCUGAAUCCCCCCAACACAGACUGCCACCGAGCCACACCUGUGCUCCACAGUGAUCUGUGUCCACAGCCCGAGUGGAGACAUCCCAGCCAGCCACAAUCAGACACAUUCAACCCUGAGCAAAGGGACCAAGCUGAUGGAACCCUCUCUAAGACCCCAUAUCCACACAACUGGGACAACAACAACAGUAAGCCUAGGUAUAGCAGUCUAGCUGACCCAAGCACACCUGACACUCCGGUAGCUAAAGACACAGACAGUCACAGUUAUGGACAUGGUGGGAGGGUGGGUAAGGUGCUGCCCAUGUGUAAGCAGAGCCCACCCCCACUGCAGCUAUACUCUACAGAGCCACUCACAGACAAACAGGACUCCCCCAGUAAAAACAAAGAGAUAAAUCAGUGUCACGUGCACACGCCAACAACAUACUCCAAGGACAACCUGGGGGUCAUGUCCCCACUAGCCAAGAAGAAGCUCCUCUCCCAAGUCUGUGAGACAAGUCAUUACUCAUUCAGUUCCCCUCAUCUUCCUCCUCCCACUCCAUCAGUCAGUGUGGGUGAUGUAAGCGACAGCUGCGUAGAGGAGGUGGUGAAACUGAGGCAGGACUCCAUCCCGGACAGCCCAGAGAUGGCUCCUGUCUUCAGGCCUUCUGUCAUCCAGCAUGCCCAAAGCGUCAAACCCCAGCAAGAGAGGAGUCCUCUGGGGGAUCUGUCUGAGCCUUUCACUUGCAGAGUGAGCCACUUCCAGCCCCGGCUCAACCCCCCCUGGCACCCCUACCUCCACAGGACUGAGCACCAGGAUGGAGUGGAGAAUGCAGGAGAGACACGGAUGCAGCAGCACCCCAGUCAGGCACCAUCAGGCUUUGCAGGCGACUGCUACUCCUCCCCUCACCUACACAACCUCUACCGGCAGACAGAGAACUGUCUGAGCCAAGAGCGAAUGGCCAAUUAUCCCAACAGAGACAAACAGGGACAUUUUAUCGGGGAAUGUCAGAGCAGCGAGGGCUUCAGCUUAAACAAUCCUGACAGAGAAGGGUUGGCUUACAGAGCUCCCCACUUCUCUGAGAGGACACAAACACAUGGGGAUAGACCAUUGGACGAGGAACCCCGAGAUUUCAGUAUUUCCAAGCCUGUCACUCAAAGAAUGUCUUUCACAAAGCCCUCUUUCUGUGGCCUCCCAUAUCCCAUGAUGCAUCAGAGUUUAGACUAUCACCCCAAAGCAUGCAGAGUCCUCCCCAUGACUAUAUCUACCCCCAAACAAAGCCCAGACCCCCCUCAGCCCUUCUUCAACCCUAAAAGCCACGCUGAGACUGUCAGUGCCUCCAGACCCAGUAAGAGAAGCCUGGGGGAACUAGAGAACGAGGGGGUGCCAGACCGCAAGGUGCGAGUGGUGACCCCCAUGCACCCAGCCGGCUCUAUCCGCAGGGGCGACCCACAGGGGGAGGAGCUCAAACCAGCUGAACCGGCACACGCCAUUCACCUCCACAUUCCUGAGGGCCACACCUACCCUCCCCACACACCCUUCUACCCAGGGAUGUACCCCGGGAUGCAGGAUGCCCUCCAUCACAACCUCCAGUACCUGAAGAGCCAGACAGCUGUGUCCCCCCUGGUCCCUCCACUAGCCUUCCACUCCAUGAUGCUACAGAGGCAGCUGAUGGCCUCACAGCCCAGCCCUCAUCACUUCUACAGGCACCCUGGGGGGGCGGCCCUGUACGGGGACCUCCUGCACCACCUGUACCCCCUGUCCACCCUUACCCACCCACAGCUGUCCUCCAUGCACCCCAGCACCAGACUCUAACAGACAAACCCACAUGGAGCUUAACUGUCUACCUGGGACAGUGGAUCUAGUGUUCUAUUAUUCAGUAAGCAUGACAACACUGGUUAACUGUAGCUGGUGGAUUUAGUCAGGCACACAGUUACAUUUUUUUGUAUUUUUUGUUUGUUUUUGCACUGUGCUGUAUCACCACUUAAGUUACCUUGUCUCAAUUUGCACUCUGUAGUGUUUGUGUUCACCAACCAGGUCCUUUCUCUCGCUCAACAGUCAGGUUCUUACUAUCUUUAUGUGUGGGGGGACGGGAGACAGAGAAAAGCCAUUGGCAUGCAUGUCGGGGGAUAAUCAGAUUUGCUGGGUCUCCAAAGGGAUGGACUACAUCACUGCAAUGCAACAACCUCAUCCUCCAAAUGUGUUCUGGGGAUUUUAUCAGGUUGAAACACUAAAAAAAACAUGAGGGGCCUAUCUAAAAUAGACUCUUUACGCAAAGUUUGCCAUUGGAAAAGUUAAUGCAGCUGUUAAGCAUUAGGCUACUCCACCUUCAAUCAAGUUUUUAAUAUCUUUUUAGAGCUCUCUAGUGUGGUGCUUUGGCCUGUUUCUGUUCAUGUAUAAGUCAACUACACCUGUAUUCUUAGGAAUUACUGUGUUAAACCACGGUGCUGUACAAAACCACAAGGCCCUGAGGUAUUGUAUGUACAGUACCAGUCCAAAAUUUGGAUACAACUACUCAUUCCAGGGUUUUUCUUUAUUUCUACUAUUUUCUACAUUGUAGAAUAAUAGUGAAG